Dentiscutata heterogama is the source of this 1067-nucleotide messenger RNA. The record is from the annotation of a GenBank genome assembly. Lineage: Eukaryota; Fungi; Glomeromycota; Glomeromycetes; Diversisporales; Gigasporaceae.
UGCCAAUGAGGUUUUUGAUGAUAUUUUUAAUUUAAAUAAUAAUAAUAUUAUUAUACAAAAUUCAAAAGCUUCAAUUUCUCAAAUUAAAUAUAAAACUACUUCAAAAAAGCUCAGAAAACUAGACAAAAGUUGGAUAUGGAAUUAUAUGAAAAUUGAAAAAGAAUCUAUUAAUUGUGAAGUAUGUAAAGAAAACUUAUCUUUUAAUUUAACUAAACCAGCUUCAUUCGAAUUAAAUACUGCAACUAGAAAUAUGAUACAACAUUUAUUAACAGUUUAUCAAAUUAAUGAGUAUUCUAAAUCACAAAGUGCACCAUUAAUAAUUCAACCCAGUAGACAAGAAGAUAUAACUUUUGAUUUAGUAGAUUGGAUUAUUGAUGACAUGCAAGCAUUUUCAGUUAUAAAAAAUAAAAAAUUUAGAAAAUUAAUUAACAAUCUAUAUUCCAAUUAUCAAAUUCCAGCUAUUAGGUUGAUUAAAAAUAUAAUUUUUAAAGCAGUUCAACAUAGUAAAGAUAAAUUAAAACAACUUUUUAAUUCAACAAUAAUUUCAGCAAGUUUUACUACUGAUGAGUGGAUCUCUAAUCAUAAACCAUAUAUUGGAGUUACUAUUUAUUGGAUAUUUCCAGAUUUUAAAUUACAUCAAGUAUUAUUAUCAUUAGAAAAACAUUCUUAUCCUUAUACUGCAUUAAAUAUUUUUCAAAAAUUGAAAUCUAUAUUUGAAAAAUUUAAAAUAGAAGAUAAAUUUAUUGUUGGAGUUACAGACAAUGCAGCUAAUAUGGUUGCUACAAUAAAAAAGUUUGAAAAUAUUCAACAUUUAAGAUGUGUUACACAUACUAUUCAAAUUUCAAUUAAAUAUGGAAUAGAAAAAAUUAAUAGAUUAAUGGCAAAAAUUUCUAAAUUGAACAAAUAUAUAGUUAAUUAUGAUAAAUAUUAUCCUAGAUUCAAAUCUUUAAGAUUUAUUGAAUCUAAAAAAGCUAAUUCAAUUAUAGAAUUUAUAAAAGCUAAAAUAUUAGAAUUUGAAAGAUUAGAAAAUAUUAUUGAGGAUUCUGAAAAUUUAAUUCCUAAAAAUA